Molecule: messenger RNA, 3290 nt
Organism: Pan troglodytes (chimpanzee)
Lineage: Eukaryota; Metazoa; Chordata; Mammalia; Primates; Hominidae
Gene: TWF1
Product: twinfilin actin binding protein 1
Exons: 9
Coding region: 272-1426 (384 amino acids)
Biological process (GO): barbed-end actin filament capping; regulation of lamellipodium assembly; positive regulation of neuron projection development
Cellular component (GO): myofibril; actin filament; cytoplasm
Molecular function (GO): actin monomer binding; actin filament binding
Source: RefSeq, a predicted model, not a curated record
CCCUUUGCUGAGGCAGCGAAUGGCGGCGUCGGCGGGGUCGUCAGAGAGCAGACGUCGGAGCACUGAGCUGUCUAGAUUCUGCGGCAUGUCCCCCCCGGAAGAAGCGGGAGAGGCGGCGGCAAGAGCAGAAGCACGACCCCAAGCAGAGAACUAGGAUAGCGAGGCCGGGGGCUGGACCGCAGCCCGGCGGCCAGGAAGGGCGGCGGGGCGGCGGGGACGCUCGGGCACUCAGUCAAUCUCACGGGGCGGGGCGGCCGCGGGUCGCGGGCGGAUGACGCGCCGGGGCCGGCGGAGGAGCAGCCACUUCCUGGAGCCGCCGGCCGGGGCCGCUGGCUGCACUCAGCGCCGGAGCCGGGAGCUAGCGGCCGCCGCCAUGUCCCACCAGACCGGCAUCCAAGCAAGUGAAGAUGUUAAAGAGAUCUUUGCCAGAGCCAGAAAUGGAAAGUACAGACUUCUGAAAAUAUCUAUUGAAAAUGAGCAACUUGUGAUUGGAUCAUAUAGUCAGCCUUCAGAUUCCUGGGAUAAGGAUUAUGAUUCCUUUGUUUUACCCCUGUUGGAGGACAAACAACCAUGCUAUAUAUUAUUCAGGUUAGAUUCUCAGAAUGCCCAGGGAUAUGAAUGGAUAUUCAUUGCAUGGUCUCCAGAUCAUUCUCAUGUUCGUCAAAAAAUGUUGUAUGCAGCAACAAGAGCAACUCUGAAGAAGGAAUUUGGAGGUGGCCACAUUAAAGAUGAAGUAUUUGGAACAGUAAAGGAAGAUGUAUCAUUACAUGGAUAUAAAAAAUACUUGCUGUCACAAUCUUCCCCUGCCCCACUGACUGCAGCUGAGGAAGAAUUACGACAGAUUAAAAUCAAUGAGGUACAGACUGACGUGGGUGUGGACACUAAGCAUCAAACACUACAAGGAGUAGCAUUUCCCAUUUCUCGAGAAGCCUUUCAGGCUUUGGAAAAAUUGAAUAACAGACAGCUCAACUAUGUGCAGUUGGAAAUAGAUAUAAAAAAUGAAAUUAUAAUUUUGGCCAACACAACAAAUACAGAACUGAAAGAUUUGCCAAAGAGGAUUCCCAAGGAUUCAGCUCGUUACCAUUUCUUUCUGUAUAAACAUUCCCAUGAAGGAGACUAUUUAGAGUCCAUAGUUUUUAUUUAUUCAAUGCCUGGAUACACAUGCAGUAUAAGAGAGCGGAUGCUGUAUUCUAGCUGCAAGAGCCCUCUGCUAGAAAUUGUAGAAAGACAACUACAAAUGGAUGUAAUUAGAAAGAUCGAGAUAGACAAUGGGGAUGAGUUGACUGCAGACUUCCUUUAUGAAGAAGUACAUCCCAAGCAGCAUGCACACAAGCAAAGUUUUGCAAAACCAAAAGGUCCUGCAGGAAAAAGAGGAAUUCGAAGACUAAUCAGGGGCCCAGCGGAAACUGAAGCUACUACUGAUUAAAGUCAUCACAUUAAACAUUGUAAUACUAGUUUUUUAAAAGUCCAGCUUUUAGUACAGGAGAACAAAUCAUUCCAUGUUGAUAUAAAGUAGGGAAAAAAAUUGUACUUUUUGGAAAAUAGCACUUUUCACUUCUGUGUGUUUUUAAAAUUAAUGUUAUAGAAGACUCAUGAUUUCUAUUUUUGAGUUAAAGCUAGAAAAGGGUUCAACAUAAUGUUUAAUUUUGUCACACUGUUUUCAUAGUGUUGAUUCCACACUUCAAAUACUUCUUAAAAUUUUAUACAGUUGGGCCAGUUCUAGAAAGUCUGAUGUCUCAAAGGGUAAACUUACUACUUUCUUGUGGGACAGAAAGACCUUAAAAUAUUCAUAUUACUUAAUGAAUAUGUUAAGGACCAGGCUAGAGUAUUUUCUAAGCUGGAAACUUAGUGUGCCUUGGAAAAGGCCGCAAGUUGCUUACUCCGAGUAGCUGUGCUAGCUCUGUCAGACUGUAGGAUCAUGUCUGCAACUUUUAGAAAUAGUGCUUUAUAUUGCAGCAGUCUUUUAUAUUUGACUUUUUUUUAAUAGCAUUAAAAUUGCAGAUCAGCUCACUCUGAAACUUUAAGGGUACCAGAUAUUUUCUAUACUGCAGGAUUUCUGAUGACAUUGAAAGACUUUAAACAGCCUUAGUAAAUUAUCUUUCUAAUGCUCUGUGAGGCCAAACAUUUAUGUUCAGAUUGAAAUUUAAAUUAAUAUCAUUCAAAAGGAAACAAAAAAUGUUGAGUUUUAAAAAUCAGGAUUGACUUUUUUCUCCAAAACCAUACAUUUAUAGGCAAAUUGUGUUCUUUAUCACUUCCGAGCAAAUACUCAGAUUUAAAAUUACUUUAAAGUCCUGGUACUUAACAGGCUAACGUAGAUAAACACCUUAAUAAUCUCAGUUAAUACUGUAUUUCAAAACACAUUUAACUGUUUUCUAAUGCUUUGCAUUAUCAGUUACAACCUAGAGAGAUUUUGAGCCUCAUAUUUCUUUGAUACUUGAAAUAGAGGGAGCUAGAACACUUAAUGUUUAAUCUGUUAAACCUGCUGCAAGAGCCAUAACUUUGAGGCAUUUUCUAAAUGAACUGUGGGGAUCCAGGAUUUGUAAUUUCUUGAUCUAAACUUUAUGCUGCAUAAAUCACUUAUCGGAAAUGCACAUUUCAUAGUGUGAAGCACUCAUUUCUAAACCUUAUUAUCUAAGGUAAUAUAUGCACCUUUCAGAAAUUUGUGUUCGAGUAAGUAAAGCAUAUUAGAAUAAUUAUGGGUUGACAGAUUUUUAAAAUAGAAUUUAGAGUAUUUGUGUGGGGUUUUGUUUGUUUACAAAUAAUCAGACUAUAAUAUUUAAACAUGCAAAAUAACUGACAAUAAUGUUGCACUUGUUUACUAAAGAUAUAAGUUGUUCCAUGGGUGUACACGUAGACAGACACACAUACACCCAAAUUAUUGCAUUAAGAAUCCUGGAGCAGACCAUAGCUGAAGCUGUUAUUUUCAGUCAGGAAGACUACCUGUCAUGAAGGUAUAAAAUAAUUUAGAAGUGAAUGUUUUUCUGUACCAUCUAUGUGCAAUUAUACUCUAAAUUCCACUACACUACAUUAAAGUAAAUGGACAUUCCAGAAUAUAGAAGUGAUUAUAGUCUUAAACUAAUUAUUAUUAAACCAAUGAUUGCUGAAAAUCAGUGAUGCAUUUGUUAUAGAGUAUAACUCAUCGUUUACAGUAUGUUUUAGUUGGCAGUAUCAUACCUAGAUGGUGAAUAACAUAUUCCCAGUAAAUUUAUAUAGCAGUGAAGAAUUACAUGCCUUCUGGUGGACAUUUUAUAAGUGCAUUUUAUAUCACAAUAAAAAUUUUUUCUCUUUAA